Messenger RNA from Actinia tenebrosa (Australian red waratah sea anemone), 2637 nucleotides. RefSeq names its product BRCA1-associated protein. Gene Ontology annotation, biological process: protein ubiquitination; Ras protein signal transduction. Gene Ontology annotation, molecular function: ubiquitin protein ligase activity; zinc ion binding. The record is from RefSeq and is a predicted model, not a curated record. Gene Ontology annotation, cellular component: cytoplasm. Lineage: Eukaryota; Metazoa; Cnidaria; Anthozoa; Actiniaria; Actiniidae.
UUUAUUAUUUGUUUUAUUUUAUUUUCGACAAAAAAAUGAAACGUUUGAAAUAUUGAAGCAAAAUGAAUUGAGUUUAGCCCUUUUAUUGCUUGGAUAUCAAUUAAAUGUCUAUCUCUCUAGUCGUACUAAGACUAGAGCUGGCUGAUGAAUACGAUUGUCCAGAUGACUUCGAGUUCUGUGCUUUAGAUUUUAAGAUAAAAAAGAAAAUGUCAUCAGCUGGAACCCCCAAAAAUGAAGAAAUAUCUCAAAGCAGUUCAGCUGAAUCAUCUCCAAGAUCUACAGAGGAGGAAACUAAGACCAACAAAUCAGAGGCAUUUAAUCCUAAAGACAUAAAACUAAACCAAGGACAAAGAGAACUAGGAGAACUGUCUAUAGAAACCCUUAAAAGAGAAUCGGAAGCGACAAAUAAUGAUGGAGACAAAGAGGAUACUGAGGAUAGAGUAACCAAAGCAGAUGAAACAUCCCAAUGGAUGGGGAGGAUUGGAUUCUUCUCUGGCAAUCCAACGGUGGAGACUGUCAAAGGAAUUCUCCAUAUCUACAAAAGCAAUGAGAUGACAUCACUCACCAAAGGAAUUUCCAGAAGUCAGACCAUCUGUAUGCUUGCAGUCCCAGCAAAGCUCGCAUGUAUUGACCUUUUACAGUUCGUGGCUCCCUCAGAAGAGUUCAUACAACAUAUUAAGAUCAUCAGAGAUGCCACACCAAACCAGUACAUGGCUUUAAUCAAGUUUAAAAACCAGGAAUUAGCAGAUGAAUUUUACAACACUUACAAUGGCCACCAAUACAAUUCACUUGAAGAAGAGGUCUGCCAUCUUGUCUAUGUAGCAAAAGUAGAAGUCUUGAAGUCUUCACAGGGAGCAAGUUUACCAUGCUCUGGUCUUACAGAAUUGCCAAAGUGUCCAGUUUGCUUGGAACGAAUGGAUGAAUCAGUUGAAGGAGUUCUUACAAUCCUCUGUAACCACUCAUUUCAUGGGAGCUGUUUAUCCAAGUGGUCAGACACAAGCUGUCCAGUGUGCAGAUAUGUCCAAACCCCUGAACCAACCAGCGAGAACAGGUGCUUAACAUGUGAUUCAACAGAGAACUUGUGGAUUUGCUUGAUAUGUGGUCAUGUGGGAUGUGGACGUUAUGCUGGUUGCCAUGCGUACAGGCAUUAUGAGAAAACCCAACAUACGUACUCGUUAGAGCUGGGAACGCAGCGUGUUUGGGAUUAUACCGGAGACAAUUACGUUCAUCGGUUAAUCCAAAACAAGACAGACGGUAAGCUUGUGGAGUAUGGGCCCGCGCAAGGUCAGCUGGGCGAUGAAGAAAAGUUGGAUUCACUUACGCUUGAGUACACGUACCUUCUGACCAAUCAACUCGAGAACCAGAGAAUGUACUUCCAAGAGAAGAUCACCCGUGUGGAGACCGAGGCAGCGGAACAGGUUAAAGAAAUGGAAGAACGUUCCAAGAAAACUCUGGAAGAAGUUCAGCGACUUGAAAAAAAACUUGCCGACUCGGAAAAAGAAAAGAAAAACCUUGAGAAGAAAUACACCCAGGUUGUUUCUAAGGUGGGGAAGCUUGUGAGUGAAUUGAAAGAAGAAAAAGAGCUGAAUCAAUGUCUUCGUGAUAACCAAAAACUAUGGAACGAAAAAGUGUCGCAGGUGGAAAAGAAACUAGAGGAAACAGAGACCAAAUAUAAGACGGAGGUUAGUGAUCUACAGGAGCAAGUAAAUGAUCUGAUGAGACACUUCGAGACACAGCAAGCCAUCGCGUGCGCACCCGAUGAUACUAGACAGGAACUCCAGGAAGGACAACUGUUGGUCGGGGAAUCUCAAACGCAGCAACCUAAAUCGAGACGAAAAAGAAGAUAACAGGCCAGAACGAACAAACACCGCAAACAUUAAACCCGUGUGGAAAAACUGAUAUUAAAACUAGAUAGUGCUAAAUAAAUACUGCUAAAUCGUUCGUUUUUGUAGUAGAGUGCAUACGAUAUAUCCGUAAAAACGUUAACUAACCACAUUGUACAAUAUUGUCAAGUGUAUGCUACAAAUUAUAAAUUAGUGCAAAGUUUUGUAGGUCUACAAGUUUACUAACUUGUGCAAUUUUUUAGAAAGUUUUUCACGAAUACAUAGUAUGCACUCUAUAUUUUAGCAUUAUUUGCUUAAAACGAUCGAUCGUCGAUACGAACAUGAAGUAAAAUAUAAAUUACAUCUCAUUAUUAAAUUACAGAGUUCCGCAGAUCUAGAUUGACACAGGUUGUUUAUUUUUCGAAAGACUGUUUAAUUUGUAUAUAAUAUUUAAAAAUGAAAUCAGAGAAGCAUUAACAACACAAAAACAGCGACAAAGAUAAAUACAAAAUGUUAAUUAAUGAAUUUCAGAACUACACUCGUCUCUAAGUCUUGAGAACUACAGUUUUAGUAUGCCUCUUAAAACUGUACGGUAAGCAAAUUGACUAUACUUUCAGCCAAUCACUGCACACAACAUCAGUGAUCAUACAAUACGGUAGGCACGCCUUAACAGCGAGUCCUUUGCAAUGAUACGAGAAGCUAAAUUGGACUGAAAGUUUAUCGUGUGUUAGGUAGCACCACGCUAUAGUUGCUUAGCAAUAACACAAAACAAUGUAAUGUUCAAUGGCAAUAAAACUUACUACUUGGUAAAAAA